Molecule: messenger RNA, 2024 nt
Organism: Amphibalanus amphitrite
Lineage: Eukaryota; Metazoa; Arthropoda; Thecostraca; Balanomorpha; Balanidae
Product: radial spoke head protein 9 homolog
Exons: 6
Coding region: 439-1620 (393 amino acids)
Biological process (GO): cilium movement involved in cell motility; axoneme assembly; motile cilium assembly
Cellular component (GO): axoneme
Source: RefSeq, a predicted model, not a curated record
GCAAGUUUGUCAGGGUUAUGUGGUCAUUGGCAGUCUUUUGUUUUUGUCCUCAUCGAUGUAGAUUUACUUUUUGCAACCAAUCAGCAUCUAUCUUGUUUUGUGAGUCGUGCCUCAUAUUUGUCGGUUACCUAAAUCAUUAUGAGUCACUACAGAACAUUGUUGUGAUGUAAAACAUUACAUUUGGGGCUAGAAUACCGUUUGAAUCGGUGAAUGAGAUACACCUUUCGAAGGAUCAUGAGCUCAAAUGACACGAGAUAGUCGGCAGCUUCUUUGCGAAUAUGUUCAAAAUCAAGUUUGUUUUUCAUCGAUUUUCCUGUAAUUUUUCAUGUCUGACUCGUCGCGCUGCAUUCAGCUUCAUAUAGCACAUUUCGAACUUUGUGAGCCAUUUCGAUAAAUUUUGAUAUUUCAAUAGCUUUAGCACUACUAUUAUAACGCACCAUGGAUAUCGGUGCGCUUACACCAAGCGAGAUAACCAGCUGUUACAACGGCUUGUCCGUCAACGUAGAACAACGAGCGAUGCUGGAAAACUCACUCGCCAAACUACAGGCUGACAACAAGGCGAAGGAAAUGAAGUUCUUAGGCUGCAUCAUGGGCAUGGAUGGGGACUACUUCUUGGCUCAAACUGUUGGAGAAGAUGUACUCAGUGACCUGAAAUAUUUCUACAGCACCGACGGCUGCCACUGGAGCCUGCUGCAGGACUGCAACCCCAAGUUGGUGGCCGGUGCCAGCAAGGUGCGGGGCCGCUUCACCGGCGACCCGGCGCACGACUACGAGGGCGGUCCCGGCCACGGCGCCGGCCCGGCCGGCAGUCCGACCCGCUCCAGUCCGGACGAGGAGGCCGCCGCUCUCGGGCCCGUGGUGAAGGAGGAGGACCGACUGGCGUAUGUGGUCCACCAGCUGUUCCACGAGACCGCCAUUGUGCCGAGGAAGGCCCUGAUGUAUACCGCCUCCGGCACCGUCAUCAAAAAUCCGUCAUUCAAAGGUCUGAGCUCUGUGGAGGGGGACCAGCUCGAGUCUUACUUCCACCUGCGCGUCCCCGCCUCUGAUCCUAUGAGACGGACGGCCGCUGACGCAGAUCUCACCAUCGAUUUCCUGGAGCCUCUCUCACAGGACCCUUUCAAAGCCGCUUGGUCUGUGAACCGCUGCCGGGGCGGCCGUCUGGUAGUAAUCCGAAACCACACCUGGCCGGGGGCCGUGUUCUACCACCGUCUCGGCACCACCGACCACGGCUACUGCUACAUGGGCACCGGCCAGCAGAACCUGGACGUGCCGUUCAUGCUGCCGUCCUCGCGACCGCCGCCGCCGCCCGGACUCGUCAUUGAUGGAGACAUUGAGGACGACGAGGAAGAGGGCGGUGAGGAGGAAGGCGAAGAAGAGGAGGAAGAGGAGGGUGAACCGGAGGAAGAAGCAGACGAGGCUGCUAAAUUAGAAGAGGAGGACGUCACUGAAAAGCCGGAGGGAGACGCGGGCGCCGAGCCGGGCGCCGAGCCGGGCGCCGGUGAAACGCCCGAGGAGGGCGACGAGCGGGGUGCCGCCGGCGAGGGAGACGCCCCUGACGCAGAGGCCGCCCCCGGAGACGAGGCCAGUCCGACGGAGGAGGGCGACACGCCACCGGAGUAGGGCAGAGCUGGUGAUGGGGAAGAGGAGGAGAAGGACAAGGAGUGUCAGAGGUAAAGAGAGACAAAGAGAGUCACUAACCUCAUUGAAAGGCUAGUGACGUAUGUGGAAAGCUUGUGGAAAGCUUGAUAAUACGGUGCACGAGUAAGCGGAAUUUUCGAAAGAACGGUAGGAUUGUUUUAAAGGUCCGGCCAUGAACGAUGGCACGGCGAUGCGAUUGAAGUAUCAAGUGAUUCACUAGACAGUACUCUCAAACUACUGUUCCCUGUGUACGGGAAUACUAUGUCAGGCAGUUUGGCUAAUCUGUCAGGCUAAAGAUAAUUGUUGCAAUUUAUUAAUAUUUAAUGUGUGGUUAGGCGCUUUCGAACAGGUUAUGGCGAAAUCUGACAAUAAAACGGGCAGGAAAA